UGAAAAUUGAAGGGAGGACAAAGAGUAGCAGCUAGGUAUGCAAAAGAUUUUCGCAUGCUCUUCAACAGCAGUCAUCAAAACCCUCGCUUGAUGAUUCUCUCUUCCUGAUCGCGUACGAUCUCCAUCGAUUCCUAAAACUCGUCAGUCUUCGUCUUCCGCUCUCUUGUAAUGGAAGAUGAUGACGAGUUCGGAGAUCUUUACACCGAUGUCCUACGACCUCUCACGGCGGCAUUCCAAUCUCAACAGUCGCCACCUGCUGCGCAACACCUGGAAGAAGGGGGAGCUGUUGAAGCUGAAGGUUCCAAAGCUACUGAAUCGCUCCAGGGCAUCCAAACAGAUCCGGAAGUCGUUAAAGAAGAUAGAGGGAUCAAUUCUGGAGCUCAGAAAUCCAAUUAUGACCCUAAUAUAAGCUCCGAAUCUUCUCUUGUCGUUGAAGAAAGAACCAAUGCCCCUCGAGAGGAAGAGAAACAGCACAUUAAAAAAAUCCUUGAUUUUAAUCUUAAUUUGAAUCAAGAAAUUGAAAACCCAGAGGUUUCGGUUGGGACUGGGAUUGAUUUAAAUAAAUCAGAUUUGGGUGAAAGGGUUUUUGAGAAGAGUGACGCAGAAUCACGAGAUUUGACUUUUGGAGACUCCAAUUCCAAGGAGGAAGCUAAAAUUGAUGUUGUAGUGGAAGAGAUGGAUGAUAAAGAAGAUGGCUUGCUGGAUAAAGAUGAAAACAUUGUUGAUAGGUUGAUCACUAGGGGUGGUGAAGCUGGGAGCUUUGUGAUGGAAACGGGAGACUCAAAGCCCCUUAUUCCAGGGGUGUCAAUUCCCGGAGUUUCAGGAGCUGCAGCAACAGGUAGAGAUGGGGCUUUGGUGACUGAAUGGGAAAGUGACAGUGAUGAUGACGAUUUGCACAUAGUGUUGAAUGAACACAAUCAUGGACCCAUGGGAAUGGACAUAAUGGGUGGAAUGGGAGCUGAUGGUGAUGACGAUGAUGAUGGGGAACCUUUGGUCAUUGUUGCUAACACUGAUGAUCCAAAUCAUCCACCAAUGGUUGAAGAGCAAGAAUGGGGUGAAGAGCUGGUUUCUUCUGCUGAAGGGGAGAAGAAGGAAGAUGCAACAAAAGUCAUCGUAGGAACAGGGUUUGCGCCAAAGGUUGGGUACAGCAAUCAUGGGUACCACCAUCCGUUUCAUUCGCAGUUUAAGUAUGUGAGACCUGGUGCAACACCAAUCCCUGGAGCUCCUACGGCUGGCCCUGGAGCAACACCAGGUCAAGUUCUCCCACCCCCACUCAGUACAAGCCUUGUUGCUGGACGAGGAAGAGGAGAUUGGCGACCAAUGGGGAUUAAAGGUCCGUUAACAAUGCAAAAAGGUUUUCCAGGGUAUGGUAUGCCUGCUUGGGGAAGCAAUUCAGCCGGACGUGGAAUCGGGUUGGACUUCACUCUCCCUUCACACAAGACUAUAUUUGAGGUUGAUAUUGAUGGUUUCGAUGAAAAACCUUGGAGACUUCCAGGCAUUGAUGUGUCUGAUUUUUUCAACUUUGGCUUAAAUGAAGAAAGCUGGAAAGAUUAUUGCAAACAGCUGGAACAGUUUCGGCUUGAGUCGACUAUGCAAGGAAAAAUACGAGUGUAUGAAAGUGGGAGGACAGAACAGGAGUAUGAUCCAGAACUUCCUCCGGAGCUUGCAGCAGCUUCUGUCAUUCAAGAUAUUUCAACUGAAAAUGCGAAUCUAGGGAAAACUGAACUUGCUCAAAAUGACUUGGCAAAAGGAUCUAUACGUAGCAGGCCACCACUGCCUACUGGAAGACCAAUACAAGUGGAAAAUGGCUCUGGUGAGCGCCUCCCAUCCAUCGAUACAAGGCCGCCACGACUCCGUGAUUCUGAUGCUAUUAUAGAGAUAGUCUGUCAAGACAGUGGCGAUGAAGAAAACAAUUCGGAACAACCCAGAAAUCUACCAUUGAGAGGGGAUACAAGAGGCGUUGAUGAAAUCAGAGAUCUCCAGCACGAAGAAAAUCGUAAUGCAGAUGGUUUUCAGCAUGCUUAUAAUGGUUGGAAGAGAGAUUUUCCCGGUAGAAGAGCAGAAUUUAAUCCUGGGCCUGACAUGAGUCAAGGCGAUCAAAUUACAAUUCUUCCUUCAGAAGAACCGGAUUUUGAGGGGAAAGCUUCUGUUGCACAUGACAUGAAUUGGGAAAAGGGCAGAGCACACCGCAGAUCAUCUGAUAUGGGGGCCAGUGGAAGUCCAAAGGAUAAACAGUCAGCUCUUGAUAAUCAGAGGGAUGAAUCAGUGAGUGUCGAUGAUGGAAGAACUCCCCUUUCAUCAUCUCCAAUGUCUAAUAGAUCUCUGCAUGAUGAGGCUCUUGAAAAUAACAAUAAUCUGCACGAGGAGUUAGCUCCAGCACAGAGAAAUUCUGGAGUGAAGAAGGAAGAAAGGGUUUUGGAUGAAAGAACUAUUAGUGGUAAAAUGAAGGAUGUCAGUCUAAUGAGUUCUGCUAAAAACCUUAAGCUCAGGUCACGCCUUGAGGAUCCAUCUCCUCAAGACACCGAAGGUGGAGAAGAUUCAAAGGCAAGUGGAAACAGCAAAACAAGGUCCGAAAGCAGCAAAGAGUAUCAUAAAUUACACGAUGGUCUUGAGGAAGAAGUUCAAGGUGAUCGCUUUGCACAUGUGGAUAAUACGAGGAAAACUAGUGGAGAAGAGGAUAGAUUACGACGAAAAGGUCGUGAUGAGAAAGAAUUAGAGAAACACCGAGUGGUAGGAAAAGGGAGGGAAGAUUCUUACAUGCGCAAAGGAUAUGAUUCUAGCUCAGCCCAUCAUUUACACAAUAAAACCUCCACUGUAGACUGGCGUAAAGAGCGUGAUCAUUCUGAUGUGUCCUGGCAACAUCAUAGGGAUGACGAUAUGCAUGGGAGAAGGUCUAAAGUGGAUGACUCCCGAAAGCGAGAACAUGUUGAUGAAAUUGAAUCCAAACACAGGAACAGGAGUCGUGAUAUUGAUAGGAUUGAGAGAGAAGGACGCCAUUCAUUGAGGAAGCAACUAGACAACAAUGGCGGUUUGAGGCCAGAUCAUGAAAAAGAUGCAGUAGUCUGGCACAGAGAAAGGGAUGACUUGAAGUACCGAUAUGAUACUAUAGAUGACCGUCACAGCAAAAGAAGGAAGGAGGAUCCAAAAUCCAGCAGGGAGCGUGUGGAGAGGGAAGAAUCCUCGCAUGCGCGGGGAGACGGAACUCUUCUUCGCCGUAAGAGGGAGAGAGAUGACCUUUCAGAUCAAAGGAAGCGAGAUGAGCAAAGAUUAAGAGAUGAUACCAGGUACAAAGAAGAGGUACUGUUUCAGAGUGAGCGAGGUGAGAGACAUAGGGAUCGUGGUGAUUGGUAUAAGCAUAAACAAUCCCAGGAUGAAGCUCUGUCAUCAAAGAGAGAAAGGGAUGAACUGCGUGGUGGCUUGCGGGCGGGUCGAGCUGCCGAAGAGAAACCGUGGGUUGGCCCACAUGGGAAAGAUGAGUACAAAGGUUCUGACAGAGAAUAUCAUUCGAAGGAUCCAGGGAGGCAUGUUGAGCAUCUCAAACGAAGGGAACAUGAUGAAAAUGCAAGUCCUUCACGACAUAGAAGCCGUGAAGAUGUAUAUGGACGGGGGCACCAGCCUAGUAAUGAUGAUAGGAGAGCAAGGAGUGAAAGGGUGAGCACUCGUCAAGAUCACUCUGCUCAUGAAUCUGAUGGUUUGAAGGUUCAUGAAAAGAAACGUAGAGAGAAUUCCGCAAAGGAUAGAGCAUCUGAAGCUGGGGAUCAUAAUUCUAUGCUUCCUUCAAGGCUGAAUGAAGAUGAGCGCAGUGGACAUGCAAGUGAGACGGUGAGCUUGAAACGGAAAACCGAGAAGGGAAGUGAUGACAAUGAGAUUCAAGUAAAUCAUCAAACUUCCAAGAAAGACAGAGAAGAUGCUUCGUCUGACGAUGAACGACCGGACUCAAAAAGAGGACGUUCCAAAUUGGAGAGAUGGACAAGCCACAAGGAAAGAGACUUCAGUAGUGUCAACACUACCAAGUCAUCAUCUUCUUCCUUACCAAUCAAAGAAAAUGAUGUCAUGACCGGACUCCACGAGACUUCAAAGAAAGCAGAUGACAAUGAACAACUGCCACAACAGAAUGAAAGCAAUAGUAAUGCUCUUGCUGAGAUUAGUAUUGGUAGUGCUGAUGUGAAAAGAGUGGAGGAUAAACACUUGGAAACUGUUGAGAAGCUGAAAAAGCGAAGUGAGCGUUUCAAGCUUCCCAUGCCUGGAGGAGAUAAAGAAGUAACCACGGUCAAGAAGACUGAUAAUGAAAGUCUUGCUUCCGCAGGGCAAAUGGAGUCCCGCCCAGAUUCAGAGGUCAAGCCUGAGCGCCCCCCAAGGAAGAGGAGGUGGACUAGUAGCUAAAAAGCCUCAGACAAAAUUGCUGGUUUUAUCAGGAUGCUCCCAUCAUUCCUUUUUCAUGCCAUUUAUAUAUCCCUUGUUACUGAGGAGCCUUUCCCAGCUGCUGUUUUAAGAGCUUUCCUGUUUUAUAGCGACCCAUGUAUUUUUUUUUAUUUUAUUUCACUUUUGUUUUAAAAAGUGUUCCCAUAUAUAUAUAACAUAAAGAUGUAUCAUUGUAACUGCCUGCUUACAAGGCUCACAGAAUUUGAACUCCAUUUGGGUUGUUAGACAUUAAUAGUGUAACACAAGCAAAUAUUUUGCUUCAAUUGACAUGUGGCUAAAGGGGCCAUUUUACUUCAGGCUUCUUGAUUUUGCUUCAGGAAAGAUGGCAGAAAAAAUUGUAGAGGUUUCAUGAAGGUGACAAUUCUUGCAAGGGAGGUGAAAUACGUACUGUCAUUGGUUGCCCAGUUGGCCAGUAGAGACUAGAGAGACUGUAAUCAAGGCUAGAUUAGUAGUGUGCCAUUACCAAUUUAGCCAUUACUGCAGCUCCAGUUGAGAAAUUAGGCAGUGUAUGAUCUUUUAAGGCCUUAAAGGUAAUCUGAGUAUAUGUGUGGUUUACUUUUUA
Messenger RNA from Cuscuta europaea, 4984 nucleotides. The record is from the annotation of a GenBank genome assembly. Lineage: Eukaryota; Viridiplantae; Streptophyta; Magnoliopsida; Solanales; Convolvulaceae.